Molecule: messenger RNA, 1254 nt
Organism: Caenorhabditis remanei
Lineage: Eukaryota; Metazoa; Nematoda; Chromadorea; Rhabditida; Rhabditidae
Exons: 7
Coding region: 1-1254 (417 amino acids)
Biological process (GO): regulation of DNA-templated transcription
Molecular function (GO): DNA-binding transcription factor activity; sequence-specific DNA binding; zinc ion binding
Source: RefSeq, a predicted model, not a curated record
AUGUCGACUGACACAUUUUCAUCCGAUUCUUCCACUUCCUCUCCAUCCACUUCAGACCCUCCAUCUCCCCCAUUAAUAGCAAAAUGUCGUGUUUGUGGUAUGCCUUCUCGUGGCAACCAUUUUGGAGUUCUCUCUUGUCGAGCUUGUGCCGCUUUUUUCAGACGGUCAUUCGUACAGAAAAAGGAGUACAAGUGUCGACAGAGGAAUGUUGGAAAAUGUGAUGUCAGUGGGAAUGAUAGAUAUCAGUGCAGGGCAUGUCGGCUGAAAAAGUGCAAGGAACUGGGUAUGACACCAGAAAAUGUUCAAAUGGAUAGAAAUUCGGAAUCUUUCGAUGAGUCAAUGUCGUCAGAUGGGUCAUUCAGUUUAGCAUUGGAACCAGUACAACACUCAACUCUUUAUCAAAGUCUCAAAAAUCCGAAAAUUCUGAUAGAUGUUACACCGACUAUCAACAAAUUGAAAACAGUGUUGGCGAGUUCAAUGCCUCCUCUGAUCAAUGGUGAAUAUUUCAAAAUGAACACCCUUGAACGCAUGAAAUUCGCACUCUGGAACUACAGAUCGGAACGAAAGUUCGGAGAUCUGAAAUUCGAAAAACAGAUAAUUGUGGAAAUACCGAAUAAAAAGUGGGAGUGUGAUUUGAUACGAAUAGCCAACUGGUUACUACACUCGGAACAUUUUCGAUUGUUAGGACUGGAAGAGAAGAUGGCAAUAUUCAAAAAGAUUUGGAUGCGAUGGAGGAAAUUCGAGAAAUGGUUGAUAUCAGUUGAUACAUUUGGACAUAAAGUUUACAAAGAGAACGUGAUUGUUUGUUCAAAUUAUAAUGCAGCAAAUCUAAAUAAGGUGCAAAUCGAUUACUCGAAUAUCACGGAUCGAUCAAAUGAAGAAAUGAAUCAACUAUUCGGAAAACAACUGUGGCGAAUGCAACGAGAAGUCGCAAAACCGUUAGCGGAACUGUCGCCAUCGACGAUUGAGAUGACGUACAUGCUGUGCCAAUUAGUUUGGAAUAGUUUAGACAUCGAACUAGACAACUACUCAGCCGAUGUUGGCGAGAAAUUCCUGACCGAGAUCUCCGAAAAUCUACACGAAUACUAUGUACAACAAAACAUUCAAAACUAUGCUUGGCGCCUUCACAAACUUAUGAAAAUCGUGAAUAAUGUGAAAGAAAUUGAGCGGGAGCGAGAGGAAAUGAUGAAGUUGGCCGAGCUGUUCGAUGUUUUCAAAAUUAAACUCUCUGACAAAGAUCUCUUCAUUUGUUGA